CGCCGCCUGGCAAUAGUGGCAGAUGUAAACACGACCGUCUGCCAAAUUGAAAGGAAUUUUUUUAAGUAGAAAUUGAGAGUAGAAAAAGUAGACUUAUGAUGGCAGAUCCACAGCCUCUGACAGGACGGCGUGUUGGAAGCUUUGCCUACCUGACCAUAAAGGACCGUCUGCCAGUCAUCCUCACCAAAGUCAUUGAUUUUCUCUGCCGUGAGAAAGUGUCCAUAGGAAAGCAGUAUGGAGAGGCAGCUCAGGAAGGGUGCAAGGAGGUUAUUGGGAGACUCUCACAACUCAAGAAUGAGAUGCAGACCAACAAGCCGUUCAGGAUACUGCAGGCGGAUCCCUCAGCAUCUCCCCAUGAUGAUUCCGAUGAAUACAACCGAGAGCUGGAGAAGUUUACCAUUGAGAAUGAGGAGCAACCCAAGUGGUUUACUGCACCCUGGCUCUACGCAGAGUGCUACAUGUAUGCCAGAAUUCAUGAGGCCUUUUAUUUGUGUGAUCCGCUGAGGGGAUUCGACCCGUUCCUAGUGCAGAAGCAGAAGGCUCUCGUUGACUCUAAGGGGGCUGUGGACUCCCUGAGUAAGCGAGUCAUGACAGCGUGCAACUCCGCCAGUAAUUUUACACAACAGUUACUUAAGCAGCAUGUCAUUCAGCUAUUGGAGGUCUGUCUAUGGGGUAACAGGUGCGACCUUAGUAUAUCUGGUGGUGCGGACAGAGCGCAAGAGUCUGACAUCUUCAGUUCACUAGACAAAUUGCGACCGCAGAUCCUCGACAACAAUGCUGACUUGCUGUGGCAGCUCUUAGUGUCACUUCCUGAGGACCAGAGAGAUCUAGUGUUAGUGUUAGACAAUGCAGGGUUUGAGCUGGUGAGUGACCUUUGCUUCCUGACAUUCCUGAUGGAGUCGGCGCUGGCUACGUCCGUCACCAUACACACCAAGACACGGCCGUGGUUUGUGUCGGACACCUUGCAUUCGGACCUGAUGUGGACCAUCGAGAAACUUAGAGAGUUUGGAGACUCCAAUGCCGAGAUAGCCAACAAGUGGGCGAAUUACCUGUCCACUGGCCAGUGGAAAAUUAGUGAGAACAAGUUCUGGACGCAACAUCACGACUUUGCCUCCAUGAAUGAGCUUGAUCCACGGCUCUAUUCGGAGCUCUGCAAAGCGUCCUUAAUUAUAUUUAAGGGGGAUCUCAAUUAUCGCAAGCUCACAGGGGACCUGGACUGGUCAAUGAACUCGAGCUUCCAGCGUAGCCUCCGGGGUUUCUCCCCAGCCCCGAUCCUGGUCCUGAGAACAGCCAAGGGAGGGCCUGUGGUAGGCCUUGCCCCAGGGGUGGCAGAGAGAACAGCUGCAGUUGCGAGCGACUGGAACAUCAGCGGGGAUUAUGGCUUGAUCCAGCUGUGCACCGGCUCUUGAUCUGCUCACAAGACUAACUGCUGCUUUCCUUCACUGUCCCUCUUGUCCAUGUGACGUGUACCUCCUUUAGCUCUUUCUGUUUCUUUUCUUUCUCUUCCUUCUUCCUCUUCUUUUUUCUUCUUCUUCUUCUUCUACUUCUUCUUUUUACAUAAAUUUUGGACAUAAAAUUUUGGACAAUGGUGAGACUUGUAGAGAGUAAGAGAUAAAAGAGAGACGAGAUGUUGAGGUCCUUAGUUGUGUCAGAGCUAUUUCUUUUGUUUCUGUUUUAUAUUC
This is a messenger RNA of Penaeus chinensis, 1682 nucleotides long. Its product is annotated as damage-control phosphatase ARMT1-like. The record is from RefSeq and is a predicted model, not a curated record. Gene Ontology annotation, biological process: DNA damage response. Gene Ontology annotation, cellular component: nucleus; cytoplasm. NCBI's taxonomy places the organism in Eukaryota, Metazoa, Arthropoda, Malacostraca, Decapoda, Penaeidae. The coding region runs from base 96 to 1409 and encodes 437 amino acids. The transcript is spliced from 9 exons. Gene Ontology annotation, molecular function: phosphatase activity.